AUGAUUGUUUUGAGUUGGAACUGUCGGGGGCUUGGGAACCCCCGACCAGUUCGUAUUCUCCACCGCUUGGUGGGAGCAAAGAAACCCAGCCUGGUUUUCUUGAUGGAAACUAAGCUUAGACGGAAUAAAAUGGAGGCUAUAAAAACAAGACUUGGGUUUGAGGGGCUGUUCGUAGUGGACUGUCACGGACGCAGUGGAGGUUUAGCCCUUCUAUGGAAAAAAGAGGUUCAUGUGACAAUACAAAAUUACAGCAGAGGCCAUAUAUGUGCAGUAAUUCAAUCUGGGAAGGUAGGGAAGGAAUGGAAAUUCUCGGGCUUCUAUGGGAACCCGGAUGUGGCUAAAAGGCCGGACUCAUGGGCAUUACUCAGACACCUUUCACGCCUGGCUCCUGAGCCAUGGCUCUGUGUUGGUGAUUUCAAUGAAAUCACCAAUGCAGCAGAGAAGACUAGCUCUACUAUACGGCCUCCCAGCCAAAUGAAAGCUUUCAAGCAGGCUUUGGAUGAUAGUCAUUUAGCUGACUUAGGCUUCUCUGGCCCUAAGUUCACAUGGUGCAAUGGGAGAAGUGGCAGUUCUUAUAACAGGGAGAGGCUGGAUAGGGCAGUGGCGAACAUGAAAUGGACUGAAAUUUUUGACGUUGUGGGAGUUAGUGUUCUGCAACGGGGCAUUUCGGAUCACCACCCCAUUGCAGUGGAAUUCUCCAAAAGCAGAGAUAUAUGUUGGAACAAAAGUCGGUUCUUCAAAUACGAGGCCAGUUGGACAAAACAGAAGGAGCAUAAGGAAAUUAUCAGAAAAGUAUGGAGGGUAAAACAGAGAGAUCAAGACCCGUGGAGCACUUUUCACAAAAAGCUUAGCAGUUGCAGAAGCUCAUUGAAACAAUGGCCUCUCUCGAAGAUGAACUGCACAACCUGCUAG
Molecule: messenger RNA, 912 nt
Organism: Alnus glutinosa
Lineage: Eukaryota; Viridiplantae; Streptophyta; Magnoliopsida; Fagales; Betulaceae
Exons: 2
Coding region: 1-912 (303 amino acids)
Molecular function (GO): catalytic activity
Source: RefSeq, a predicted model, not a curated record